GCGGAGUCCAGCAGCCAGUCGCAGCCAUGCAGGUCGCCGCGCUGCUCAUCUGUCUGCUGCUGACCGCGCUGACGGCACAGAUUCAGGCGCAGCCCGAGCGCUGGGAGUUAAGCUGGAGGGAAAAGAAUUCAGAGGACACUAUUUCCACUUCAUCAGGGGAAGGUGUGUCAAAUGCUGAGAUUUAUGUAAGACCGGAAGUGCUACAACUGUUACAUCUUAGGAACAGACCCAUAAAAAAACACUUCAAUACUAUGCCAGCAUGGGUGCUAGGAAGUGAACAAGAAAAAUCAUCAGUGGUAAUUCUGCUGCCUGAAGGCUCAGCAGAUCAUGAACAGGUUUUCUGAUGUUCAGAUAGACAAUGGAAUUUGUUCUUUCAAACAUUGUGCCAAUGGAAAUAAAUAACAAGAACAACAGAAAUUUAGUGUACCUUAAAGAAAUAAUAUGUGCCAUUGAGCAGCUAUAUGUAAUAGGAAUAAUGUACGGAGUAACGGAAAUCAGACUGAAACUCCAUAUAAUACAUCAUAGACUUCUGUUGUCAAACCUCAUCACAGCUCUUCCAAUCGACUUGUAUGAGCCUUUGCUUCUGAUUGGUUGAAAAGAAUGAACUGACAACACUGAUAAAUUACAUAUCUAGUCUGACUGUAACUAUUUUUGCAAGCAGUCAUUGCUGUUUUCCUUCUUAGUUAUUUAUGAAUUUCAUGUACAAAGCAUAGAUUACAAGUGUGAAUAACUUUUACACACAUAAAAGUGAGUGAGUUAAAGAUGCAGUCAAAACGUGCGUUGAGUUGACUUCAAUUCAUUUUUAGCUGUGUUUCCCUGUCACUCUAAUAACCCAUCAUUUUCUUCAUUAUUCAUCCAGUUUCAGCAGUUGCUCCAUUUCUGCUGACCUUGUUAUCAGUUUCAUGUGCAUAUUUCAAAGAGACCUCUCAUGUAAGAAGAGAAAUUUUGAAUGAAUGAUCAUGUGAUACUGGGCAAUAAUCUAAGGAAGUGAACUAAGAUUCUCCCUCAUGUACCUUAUCAAAGUUCUUAUAGCCCUUGUCUUAAAUUAGAAAUCUUCAUUGGUAAUACCAGUUAAUUCUCUUCUUUAUGCUGGAUGGUAAUUAUUAUAAACAGCUGCAUCUUCAUUGUCAUUAUUUAUUAAACAAGUAAGGAUUUGUGCUAUCAAUGCUUAUAAAUAUGAAAAAACAGAUACUGUUACCAGGGUUUGCUGCAUUACACCAUCAUGGAUUGGAAAAAGCUUAUAAAUGUUGUUGUACCUUACCAUUCAGUUCUUAAAUUGUAAUGUAUCUAACUGUACCUUCUAUUUUUAUUUCUCUAAAAAGUUUUCCGCAUAUUAAGUAAAGUUUCUCACUUUGCCAUCACAACUUGAUCUCACCUUUCUCAAUGUUUUUAUUAAUGUGGCUUUCUUACUUUCUGCCUUAAUAACUUAUUACAGGUACCUCUAUAAUUAUAAUUCCAUUCACUUUGAGAAAAAAUAUGUUUGCAUAUCUUUGAUCCUACCUUAUCUGAUAUGUUUACCAAAGCAUGCCUUGCUGGAAAACAGAGCAGGUAUAACUUUUGUGUGAGUGCAGUUUUGGCCUAGUUGUAGUGGACUAUAAUGCAAGUUCCCUGAUAUUCACAAGCAAUUUUCAUCAUUUAUAGUCUCCAAAUUAUGACACUUACUUUUUUCUGUUCUAAUGGAAGUAUAUACUUUUUUCUGUGGCACUUGAAAGAAGCUUCUAAGAGAACUUCAAUGACAGAGCAUGUGUGGGACUUGGUCAAAUUUUAUCAGAAUAACAGUACUGCAAACCACUGUCCCACCACCAGGAGAAGAGGUUCCAUCAACAUCUGCCCUGUUAUACUGAAUGUAAGCAAACGCAAAACUCAGGUAUGGUUCUUGUGUUUACCUGAGUGCAUGAAGCCCACCAGUCUGUGUCUGCUGUUGUAGCAAUCAGACAACUUGCUUGUAAAACUAUUGAGACACUCACAUUGUGCACUGAGCAUUGUUUAUGGUGAACAUUGUGAAACUGAUAGAGAAGCGAUGCAGUUGUACAUUGAAGAGUGUCCAGAUUGUGCCAAGCAGUCAUGCUCUAUCUUUGUAAACGUUAUAAAUAAAGAUCUAGAAACUUGUAGUGUGGAGAGUAAAAUAUGCCAAGGGACAAGAAGAGCAACUGAUGAAAGAUAUUAAACUAACAUUUUAAAGGGGUAACACACAAUGCAAAUGUCACUAACUGGUAGUUCGGAAGUACAAGAGGUAUCAAUCAAAUGUGCGUUCUGCGAACACUGCUUUCCAUCAUAUUUCGUCUUCUUGAAAUUUCACUACAUCUACAGCUUCAUGGCAGUGACUAUCCAAAUUUGAUUACAGCCCUCUCAAUGUUAUCUACAAAAAGUGCAAAGUGAGGUGGCAUAUCUAAGCAAAAUUUUCUUUAAGGAAGAAGCAUCAUUUGCAAACCGUAGGCAAAUCAGUCUUCACAAAGUGCACUAAUCAUCAGUUGAAAAUCCAUGCUGACUCAAAGAAUGUUCUUGGUCUUUCAAUAUUUGGUGCAUGCUUUUCAAAAUCUGCAACACUGGUCUCUGUGUUAUUGAUGGAAUUCUAAAUACAUUCAAGUAAUGUGAGUUCCUAAGAUAUACUACUGCUGCAGUUAUUGGAAGACAUCCCACUGAACAUAAGGCAGUCAGUGUGGUACCAACAUGAUGGAUAUCCCUCUCAUUCCACACGUAUGUUGACAGGCCCUCUUAAGGGGACAUUUGGAGAGCAUUGGAACAGUUGUUCAGGAAAUGCAAAAUGGUCUACAGACUCACCUAACUUAACACAUCUACUCCUUUAUCUGUGGUGAGAUUUAAUGCAAGAAGUUUAUUACAAAACACUGAUGACUCCCAAAGAAAUGAAAUGCCUUGUAACACAUUGAUUCCAGAUGAAAUUCAAUGUGCAGGCUGUUUCACCAGAAUCACUUCUUAGUGUGCAGCAAUGCUCAAGGAAACGUUUUAAGCACAUGGUAUGAUAGCCAUGAUAAUACACAUAUAAACCAUACCCUGAGUUCUGUCCUUGCUUACAUUUUGGGGUAAUAUGGCAGACAUUCAUGGAACCUCCUCCCCUGAUGGUGAGACAGGUCCAUGGUGCUGUUAUCUUGUUACUGUUUGAUCAUAUCCAUGGAACCUCUUCCCCUGAUGGUGAGACACAUCCAUGGUGCGGUUCUAGGCACUUCAGUCCAGAACUGCGCGACUGGUAUGGUCACAGGUUCAAAUCCUGCCUCGGGCAUGGAUGUGUGUGAUGUCCUUAGCUUAGUUAGAUUAAAUUAGUUCAAAGUUCUAGGGGACUGAUGACCUCAGAUGUUAAGUCCCACAGUGCUCAGAGUCAUUAGUUAUCUUGAUACUGUUUGAUCAUGUCCCAUGCAUGUUAUGUCAAUAAAAAUUACUUGUGAAUAUUGGGAAAUUCACUGUAUUAUCUGCUAUAACUUGAAAAAAAUGUAGCGUCUCGAUAUAUUUAUUCAUUCUGGACAUAUUUGUGAUGGCCUGCCUUAGUUGCCUCAAUCUAUCUAGAGUGAGUUCUGUUGUAGGUGGUGUAUAAUCGGCUUACUCCAAUCCAUAGAUAAUGAAUCUCGGUUGUGUGGAUGAAUCAUAUGGGUUCCUGUUGUGCUGCUAAUGCAGUUGUGUGUUACACAGUAAUAACAAGAAACACAUAAAUCCGAUACCUGUCUGUUAUUUUGAUGAUACACAACAUUCACUAACAUAUUUAUUAGUGGUGCUCUAAACCACUCAUAUAUAGUUUCAUUCUACAACAAAAUUCUCACAGCUCAUUUUUCUGUUUUUAACUUUCUACCAAU
Messenger RNA from Schistocerca serialis cubense, 3803 nucleotides. RefSeq lists its product as uncharacterized. The record is from RefSeq and is a predicted model, not a curated record. Bases 27 to 344 code for a protein of 105 amino acids. The transcript has 3 exons. NCBI's taxonomy places the organism in Eukaryota, Metazoa, Arthropoda, Insecta, Orthoptera, Acrididae.